CUUGCCUCUCUCGCCCUCGGUCUUGUUCUCAGCGUUUCACACAUACACACACUGGCCAUAUUUCCAUUCGCGGUGGGUUCAGGUACUCCCGGAAACAUCAGCAUUCCAUUGCUUUAUCAGAGACAGAGCAAUUUCAAGUUUUAGUUCCUGUCCAUCCUUAGUUGGAGGUGAAUAUACAGCCGCUAAAUAUGUUUGAGAAGUGAACAGAUAAACUUUUUUGUUGUGUCUGCCUGAACUAGAACAACAUGAAUAGCGUGGUUUUAUUUUUCAAACUUUUUAUUGUGUGACAAUUAGUUAUUCUAGUUUAAAUAAAGACUGAAAAAUAUAAUUAUUAAUUUGCAUUAUAGCCAACGGGUGUUUAACAAACCCAUCGUAGGCUUUUAUUUUGUUUUGGUCGUCGGUUGGUUUCUGAGCUGCGGCAUUUCCGAUUGCCCCUGAAGGCAGCACGAGGGAAACGAUAGGAGACGAGAAACACGCAGAGAGAGAGAGAGAGAGAGAGAAACAGAAAGAGGAGAGUGACAGAGAAGAACCUGUGCUCUUCUACAGCACCGGGAGACAAGAAUUCACCAGAGAUCACAAUUUCUUUCUGUAUUUUUUUUUUUUUUUUUUGACAAACUUAGUUCGGGUUUUCUCUCCUCUUUUUGUUGCUGUCAGUGUGCGAAUAGAGUGGACUCCCUGUCUCUGUGUUCGUGUAUCUCUACUGGAUCUUCACUUCUGAGGCUGUGUACAGUUUUGGUUUUGGAGAACUGCACCGGUUUUGUUUUUUCCUGCGAGGUUUUCUGAGCCGAGUGCUGCUUUAACUGGUCCUGUGAUGAAAAUAUCAUUGUGACAUAUGUGUGGAAAUGCACUAAAAUUAAGGCUGACCAAGACAUAACAAGGAGUACAAAAAGUGGCGUGGAUCAGCAGAACCUGAGAAAAGUACCCACAAUGACUUAUCAGGACCUGAAAAAGAAACUGAUAUGUUGAGUUUUUACUGGAGAUUAUUGACUUUACUUAAGUCUUGAGAUCUGAGUGUGGCGUUUUAACUGACAGGACUGAUACAGAAAUAUAUCCCUAGAUGUACUUCUCUAGAUAGCAGUGAUUUCCAAUGUUUCUGAACCUGUGAACAACCAGGUACAAAAGGGGGUUUCAUCCAUACCAUGAAUCCUAGAGACAGCGUAGAGCUCAUGGAGACCCAAGAGAAGCUGACUGGCAAAAAAGCCAACACUGAAAGUGAGUUUGAAGGCGAGGAUGACAAAAUCCCAGAGGCAUACAACUGCAACAUCUGUGGACGCAGCUUCCCUUUCCUCAGCUCGUUCUCGCAGCACAUGAGACGCCACACGGGCGCACGCCCUUAUAAAUGUCCCUACUGCGACCACAGGGCAUCUCAGAAGGGCAACCUCAAAGUCCAUAUCCGCAGCCACAAACUGGGCACGCUGUCCAGCCACCACUCUAAUGAGGACGAAGAGGGCGGAGCGGAGGAAGAGGAGAUGAAGGUUUCCGAGGGUCUGGAUGGAGGCACCAGUCCAACUAAGAGCAGCUCUGCCUGUAACAAGAUGAUCAAUGGGGAUGUAGGAGAGGAGAGUCGAAGGAAAAUGCCUGCGCGGAGCAUGAAAAGAGAAAAGUCUGUCAGCAACCAGCGGCCGUAUUGUUGCCGGCUUUGUGGGUACGAGGCCCUGCGGGAAGACCAGCUCCUGAGCCACAUUGAGAAAGUCCACAUAACAGCAGACGCAGAAGAGGACACAGUCAUGGUUAAGGAAGAGGUCUUUGCCGAGCCUGAUACCGUCCAGCCGCAAAGCGAUGGGACAUUCCCCUGCGAGACCUGUGGCCAGGUGUUCAGCCAGGCCUGGUUUCUGAAGUCGCACAUGAAGAAACACGCCGGAAUCCUUGACCACUGCUGCCGAAUAUGUGGAAGACGGUUCCGCGAAGCUUGGUUUCUCAAGUCUCAUAUGAAAACCCACAAUACCAGGUCCAGGUCUCGCUCCAAAACAGAUUCGGCAGAGCCUCCCACCACUAUAAAUGACGUAGCACAGGAUCCCGACAUAAUGACAACUUCUGUUACAUCUGUCUAUCAGAUGUGCUCGAAAUGUGGAAACCUUUUCCACAGCAAAGAAAGCCUGAGAGCCCACGAUAAAGUUCACAGUCCUAAUUUUGGCAGAAAAUCCCCAGUUCACUGCAGGUCGACUGAUGAUGAGGAUUCACCAGCGGCAAAGAGACGUCUCCUGGAAUACUUUAACCUACAAGGUGUUGAGGAAAAGACGCCGGGUGAAGAGGAGGACAGCGAGAAAGGGACUCUUGGUCAAAGAAUUCCAGAACUAGAUCCAAUUUGCAGCUACCAGGCUUGGCAAUUAGCUACUAAAGGAAGAGUUGUGGAGCCAAUGGAGCCAAGUUACAAAGCUUCAUAUGCCGGAGGGAGCAUGGAGGAGGAAGCCCUUACCGAUGCCGCAGUGGUUUAUGAGAAGGAGAACAGCCGUUAUGUCUUGCAAGGCCAAGAAAAACGUAGCUCAGGGAGACGCAGCAGCUCAGGGUUGGGAAGCCACGCAUCUUCGGGUGACAGGACACCGGAAAGCCUCAGCGACUCAGAGUACCGCCCCUCAAGUCGUCAGGACAAACGCCGACCGUCCCAGUCACAAGCGUCUUUUUCCAAGGGCAAAGAGUGCUUCGAGUGUGGCAAGAUGUUCCGCAGCCGCCAUCAGAUGAUUGUCCACCAGCGGGUUCAUAGGAAGGAUGGCGGCAGGGCAACAGCGGGAGACAAGGAAAGAACUGGAAGGGACGAUCAGUGGGGACCCACCAGUGACCCGGAGUCCGGCUCCCCCAGCAGACCCAGCACCCCAGGGUAUGGAGAUUCCCCACCUGAGUCGACGCUUGGAGAUCAGGCCUCCGAGAUGGGAACCUCAAACUCUGGAGAAAUUGCAGAUGAAAAGCCAUACAUCUGCAGCCUUUGUGACUUUGUCACUGCAGAGUCACAGGCUUACUUCACCCAUGUUCGUGUCCAACACCAGGCUGCCUCCAAAGACAGACCCAGUCCUGUCCCCAGUCCCAGCUCCAGCUCAGACAGAGGGUCCCUCAGCAGUUAUCCAAAACUUAAGAAAGCUUUUACUCCAGGGCUAAAAACCUCUCCAAAUGCUUAUCUCUCUGCUCGUCCUCCUUCAUCCGAUCCCGCCAUGAUCCCGAUGGAUUUAUGUGUGAGAGCCAAUGGGAUCAGGGGCAUAGCCUCCGUAACUUUAGAUAAAAAGAACCUCCCAAGCCAUAAGUGCUCCUUCUGCUCUCACUCCACCCGUUACCCAGAGGUGCUCUGGAUGCAUCAAACCGUGGCUCACCGCAUCAACAGCAGUAGCUCCAAUCUGGCUCCAAAAUGGGCUAUUAAGAACAACUCUAAGACCUCCAAAGACAGCUCUUCGUCCUCAAAGAGACGCACCGGACCUCCACCUGUACUGGAAGGGAAGGAAUGUCAGCCGCUCUCUCCGACGGUGCGGAGCCAGCGGACACGGCCUCCUACCUGCACCAAUGAGGUUGUAAAAAAGAGCAGGCCGGUCAGUCACGCAGACACCCCGUCAUCAUCUUCUACACCUUGUACGCCGUCCUCAAGAAUCUCUUCAUCCGCAUCUGGCAAGCAGGUUGGGAGAGUCCCCGUUCGGCCAGUCAGCAGCAGCAGCAGCACCAGUAAACGUAUGGAGGACCAAAGUCAGCGCUUCAGACCCAAGAUGGAAAUCUAUCCUCGUAUCAGCGCUCAGGCACCUUCUAGCUCUUUGGAGAAGAACACCGGGAGCCGCUCUCGACCGCCUGCAUCAGGCCUCAGUUCCUCUGCACCAUCCAGGAUGGCAGACCGCUACAUGAUGCCUCAGGAGGGUCUGGGCUUCAUGCUGUCUAAUCAACACAGCCUCUCAGAGUACAGCCAAGCCCGGGGCUCCCCUCAGCAACCGCUUACCGGUUCCCAAAUCCACAGUCGGCCAACUUCUUCAAGACCCAACGCCAUCAAUCACUGUUUGCCCACAACAACGCACAACUACGGCGUAUCCCAGACACAGGGAGCCGUGGCGCAGGCCUCUUCCUCCCCAUCAUCAUCUUCGAUACCAUCAGAGAGCCGCAGGGAUGUGAAGCAAGAGCCGAGUGCAGAGACACCAGACACCUCAACCGACGUCCUGGGCUACCUGAAGAAAUACAACCCGCACAGUCUGGCUCCUUUCUACCACCACUGGAGUGCAGCCAACUCUCUGAUGGACCCCACAGGGAUGCUGAGGUCUCUCAUGCGGCCGGGCCAGUGCUUCUGCCGCGAGUGCGGGAAGAGCUUCAGCCAGCCGAGUCACCUGCGCACGCACAUGAGGUCCCACACAGGGGAAAGGCCAUUCUGCUGCCAGCUCUGCCCAUACCGAGCAUCCCAGAAAGGGAACCUAAAGACGCACGUGCAGAGCGUCCACCACAUGCCUUUUGACAACAGCCAGUACCCCGAUGCAAGGAGCUCGUCUCUGAGUCAGGAGGAACGGAAACCAGUGGCUGCCAAACACGUACCAAAUCUGCAGUGACCCCGACGACAGACCUUACUGUGAUUGACUGGACGCGGACGACUCCUGAAACCCCAAAUCUGAACCAAGACUCUCGAGAGACUCACGAUUCUGGAGGAAUGAAGGUUCUUAACUGGGUUUUUUUUUCUUUUGCAAAAAGGCCUGCCAAGAUAUGUAAAAAUUACUUUAAAAAAAAAAAAAAACAUGAAUCAGAAAAGAAUUUCUGACGACGACAUGAAAAGACGUACAAGCUGAAAUGAAGAUUGAAAAAUCUUAAGUGUCUUCUCAACAAAUUUUAAAUCUUUUGCAAAAUUUCGGUCAUCUUUUGGACACAAUGUUUGUGUCAUUUCAAGAAUUUGUGAAUCUUUUUUUUUGCUGUUGUUGCUGUCAGAAUUAAGAUCCCGCUCUUGCUUCUGUGUUUGAGGUGUAAAGUUGCCAAGUGCCACUUAAAGUAACGAGUCAAGGGUCUAUAAAGACGCAAAAAGUUAACUCAUACGGAGCUGGUUUAAUCAAAAACAGUGGAAGUACUUGAUGGCCACCGUUGUCCUUCAAACACUCGCUGUUUGGCUUCGUUGUACAUGAGUGUGGACAAAUCGACAGCAGAAGAGGAUGCCCUCUGGAUUCGAAUUCAGAGAAGGACAAAUCACAAUCUGCUCACCACAACUUCUUCACUGCAGGAAACUCGCUGCUUAGAAGCUGCAGGGAGGGGCAGGAGGAGAAAGGAAGAACGAGAGAAAGCUAAAGGUGAUGUGAGCUUAAGUGCUCAUUAAGAACAUAAGAAGGAAAGAUGUGUUUUUAAUAGCCGAUAUAAAUGAGCAUCCCAUUUUUAAGGCCAUUCAUUUAUUGUCCAUUUACAACAAAGAGUUUUCCGUUAUAACCUGUUCAUAAAACAAUUUCUGGCUCCAAAUUAGGCCGAGCCUUCAUCAAGAGUAGCAGGGAGGAGUUGGCCCCAAAUUUUAUUGCACUGUGUGCACUUGGAAAAAAUAAACAAAAAAGAAAUUGGUACUAUUGAAAAAAAAAACUCUCAAACAACAUGCACUUGGACUUUUCUGCGUAUUCUUUCGCACAAUGAUCUACGUAAUGACAUCAUGGUCAUAAUCUAGUUAGCUGGGUUUUAAAACAAAACACAUUUUCAUCUGGUGAUUUGCGCCAUCAAGUUUGGAGAAACGCAGCGUUGAUGAAUUUGCUGGUUAUAUGAGACCUGACAUAACCUGGUUAUACUGGGAAGGUGGCAAGUAGUGACAAGAUGUGAGCUUACGUCAAAAGUAAAGAAACUGGACAGAAAAUAUUUAAUACAGGAGAAGAACAAUCUGAAAACUAACCACCAGUGAAAGCUUUAAGCUUCUAUGGUAAAACUAUUAAAGUUCAAUCAGUUAAUGUUGGUUAUUUCAGGAAACAUGGUAUUUCUGUUUGUAACGGUUAAACUAGAGAUGCACCAAUUAAUGAAAGGAUGCAUGUGAAAUUUUCAAUAUACACAAUUUUGUACAUACAUUCAGAACGUUUUCACCCUUCCUGGCGUUAUCGAUUCCUCAAAUAAGGAACGGACGUGACGGAUGAAAACAAAGAUCAAAUGAUUCCACAGUUAUUUAGCACCAUAUGAUUGAAGACCGAAUGCUUUUUCAAAACCUGUAAGUGCUCACUGAUACUGAAGUUAGCCUACUUUGAAAUUUCUUCCUUUUGGUAGUAACUUCCACACCAAAGAGUGUUGUUGCUGCUGAUGAACAGUGGAGGACGGUCCCAGUUAUUCAGUGCAUCUCUAUGGUAGAUACAACUCAGUACCAUUCAACCCCUACAUAAACUGUUUUGUUCAAUUUUACUUUCAACUGUGCCUCAUUUGCGAUAUAAAAAAAAAUAAUAAUUUUUUUUUUUUUUAGCUAAUGUCAACAUGAGAAAUGGGCACUUGCACAAGCAUGCCAGUCCAUAACCAGAUGUUGAAGAUUUGAAGAGAUAACAGAGCCAGUCUCCAAUGCUGUCGGUCCCAUUCUGUGAAUGGUGAUGUCUAGAUCUGUAUUCUGCUGAUAGGAGGUCAGAGGUCAGGAGAUGAGAUUUCUUGGGACUUUGGGGAUAUAUACAUCAGGAGUUGGCUUGUUUUGAAGCCCUCGGAGACAUAGAGCUGUCACAGCCUUAACGGGGGUUAGUGUGGGUUUAGAUUGUCACCUUUCCAAACCUUCUAUUUUCUACAUUUCCGUCUUGAUGUUCUUUAUACUGUCCUACCUCCUUCGCAGUGAAAGCCUGUUAAAAGUUUAUCGCAAUGAAGCUGAACUCAUUAGCUCUGCUCGCUUUUCACCCUUAAAACAAAAUAUAUAUAUAUCCCUCACUUGAAAUCAGGCAUGCCUGGAUGAAACGAGGAAACGACAAAAGCGAAAGCAGCUCCAGACUUUUCAAAGCCGACUUCCUGGACUGAGAAAUCUGAACGGUAAAGCUAACGAAAAGGCGUUUUGUACUCGUUUCAAAAUGGCAGUACUUUUUACAUGCUUGUAGGUUGUCCUUGUUUUGCAAUGCAUACAAUGCCAUGUGCUUGAAUUUGCCUAAUUUAUACACACGUGUGUGUAUGCGUGCGCGUGUUUGCGUGUGUGUACAGAAGGCGCGGGUAGUUAAAAUACUUGAAACGGAUCCUCUAGCCUUUGGGGGUAGUAUAGUACUAAAACCAAUGUUGUACAGAAUUCCCUUUAAGAUUAACUCCUCAGAGUUUGUACUCCAAAGUGUGACUUAGAAAACUGUAAAGCGGGAGUGAGUGUGUUUAAAAACAAAGUGUAUCUGUAAUCCACUUUUACCAAACCCUUUAUAAGCAGCAGUAGAAACCAAAUGGCAUUACUAGUGCACUUAGGCUAGGUUAGCGCUUUAACUAGUUUCAUUUGUCUCUACGUACAGUUAAGAUCUCUUUAAGAAUGUCUCCCUUUUUUAUUUUAAUUGGUGCCAGCUAACAAACUUCAGUGUCAGUCUUGAUAUAGAUGCUUCUUUGGGGGAUGUUUUUUUUUGUUAAAAUGAUUCCAGAUAUUCCAAUGAUUAGAAAAAAAUAAUAAUAAUGAAAUAAAGAUUUAUCACAUGACGGCUGUACAGCACAGCUUUUUUAGUGUGUUCUCUAUGAAAAGAUGGAUGUUGCUAGCUACAGCUGUGCUUUUUUAAACAAUUUUGUCUUUUUUGUUUUUUUUUAUUUUGGAGCUUAUUUUCUCUAAACUGUAGGAUUUAUUCAUUAGCUAGUCAAAGCAGACACCCCAGAGGGACUGGCAGGUGUUUCUUUUUGGUUGUUUUUUUUUUCUUUUAAUUUCCAUGCCUAUUAUAUUGUGUUAUUUUUGUCUGUAUUGCUGUUUUUUUUUUAUAUAACUUGUUUUGGUCUAUGAUUAAUUUACCCUAGGAAACAUUAUUAUUCCAAAUGUACUUGGUUGAGAUCUGUAUUUAUUAUCACUUCAAAAACGAUGAGAGGACAGGAGCGAGACGGGGUUGUUUGUUUUCAUUUGAUUUUUCCAGGUUGUUUUUUUUUUCUACCGUGUAGUUUUGUUUUGUCUUGUUUUUGAAGCCAGCAAGCCGUCGUGGAAGCUCUACCUCGUCUGAGCCAUUCUCAGUUCUGUUACACUUUUGUACAUCAUUUCAGAAAGAUGUAACAUCAUGUCCACAAUAAAGAUCAAUACACAAAUA
Messenger RNA from Poeciliopsis prolifica (blackstripe livebearer), 8117 nucleotides. RefSeq names its product zinc finger protein 516-like. The record is from RefSeq and is a predicted model, not a curated record. Bases 1140 to 4502 code for a protein of 1120 amino acids. Gene Ontology annotation, biological process: regulation of DNA-templated transcription. Gene Ontology annotation, molecular function: RNA polymerase II cis-regulatory region sequence-specific DNA binding; DNA-binding transcription factor activity, RNA polymerase II-specific. The transcript has 5 exons. NCBI's taxonomy places the organism in Eukaryota, Metazoa, Chordata, Actinopteri, Cyprinodontiformes, Poeciliidae. Gene Ontology annotation, cellular component: nucleus.